Mauremys mutica (yellowpond turtle) is the source of this 2300-nucleotide messenger RNA. RefSeq names its product maestro heat-like repeat-containing protein family member 7. The transcript has 11 exons. The coding region runs from base 548 to 1588 and encodes 346 amino acids. NCBI's taxonomy places the organism in Eukaryota, Metazoa, Chordata, Testudines, Geoemydidae. The record is from RefSeq and is a predicted model, not a curated record. Gene Ontology annotation, cellular component: cytoplasm.
CUUACAGAAUCUGAGUGUAGUGAAUGCCGACUGCUACCAUCUGUUUCUACAGUAUUUCCAAUGGUAGCUGUAUGUGCAAAAAAUAUCGUAUUAGCUAUACUAUGCAAUCUAUUCAAAUUCAAUUGUUGUAAAAUUGGGAGAGGAGGCUGUUUAUAGAGGGCAGUAUGCCCCUUGCUGGCAACAGAUGGUACAUAGUUAUGAGUCUAUACUAAGGCCUGGUCUACACUGGGGGCGGGGGUCGAACUAAGGGCAGAACCGAAGCAGGGAUCUAAGCCCUGCCCCUGCCCAUUGCUCUCAGCCUGCUGUACAGGGCACACAGCUGUGUGCAGGGGGGUAGGAAGGUGGGGACAGCCCAGACAGCAUUAACCUCUUCACCCCCACUGCCAGAGCAUGGCCCCAGCACAUGCAAUGAGGUGCCAGGUGACUACUUGAGCUGCCCCUGCAGGACAGAGCCGCGCCCCUCGUGGCAGGCGGCAGCCAGUGAGGAACAGCUACGCCCACUGCUGAUGCAAAGCCCUCCCCCUCUCACGCCCGCACAGACGGGAUCAUGGCCAAUGCCGUCGCCUGCCCCGUUGUCAGGAAGCCAGUGCCCAGUGGGGAGAGCGAUGUCUGUCUCCUGUUCUUAGCUGCAGGCCACAAGAGCCCUGUAUGUGAUCCUCCAGGAGCAGGCCUGCAGGCAGAAGGUGAAAGAGCUCUUCCCUCAGCUCUACAUCGCUCUGCUCUUCCACAUCACCUACACAGUGCAGCACACUGCUUCGCAGGAGAGGGAGCAUAUCCAGGAGGACAUGCCCACACCCCUCAGCCCCAUCAGGUUCGUGGUGAAGGCCAUGAAAGCCUUGCUUCGAUGCGCUGGCUACAAGGAGCAGGUCACCUUCAUCAUGAAGCAGGGCGGCUGGGACCUGCUCAUGAGCUCCGAAACGCACCACAAAGGCGUCUGCCUGCUUGCCCGCUCCUCCAGUGCCCUGACCUCAGCAAUGAGCUGGAAGACGCCAUCGUGGAGGAGAUGAGCAGGCAGCUGAGAGACCCCAAGACCGUGGUGCGCUGGUUAGCGCUCAAAGGCCUCCUCAAUCUGGCCCUUCGCCCAGAGAAGGUGGGGAAACUCCAGCGUCUGCUGCCAGAUGUCCUGGAGCGACUCCAGGAGGUAGACAGAGACAUCAUCAGCAAGGCCAUCGCCGUGCUGAAACACCUCCUCGCCGGCAUGGACAGGCAGAGCGCCAGCCGCGCGGCUGUGCAAGUGGCUGAGCAACUCCUGCCGUUGUUUGAUGAUGUGUCCAGCAAGCUCCGGGUGCUCUCCAUCACCCUUUAUAAAGACCUGCUGGAGCCUGUAAGGGGGCCCAACCGGAGGCAGAUGAAGGAGCAUGUGCUCCAGAGCCUGAUCCCACUGCUCCUCCUUGUGCAUGAUGAGCGUCCCAACGUGUCCCAGGUGUGUUGGGACACCCUCAGCAGUGCCGCCCAAUUCCUGAGAUGGCACCAGCUCAGUGGCCUCAUCCAGCACAAGGAAACCUGGCAAAGCUGUGACUGCCUGGUGAGGGAGCCCUCUGGCCAUUCACUGCACAGCCCUCGCUGGCAGAAGUGGAGGAAUCAGUGAAUAGGGCACCCCCUAUUGCCUGGCUCUGUGCCCACACUGAGCCCUAGCCCCGGGACCACAACUGGCAUUGCUGCGGAGAUGUUGAGGAUGCUGACGUCCCACCCCGAGACCACGGGAAAGGUCCUACGGGAGCUGCUCAACAGGCUGCGGGAGCAGCCUCUGUGUCAGCAUCAUGACAUCUCUCAGAGAGAGGCUGGCAUUGCCCCCUUGGCCGGCCUGCUCUCUGGGCCGAUCAUGAUGGAACACUUUGGCUACGGGACCGAGUCUCAGUACAAGUGGGGAAACUCCAGGAGGUAGACAGAGACCUCAUCACCAAGGCCAUUGCCGUGCUAAAACACCUCCUCACCGGCAUGGACAGGCAGAGCGCCAGCCGCGCGGCUGUGCAAGUGGCUGAGCAACUCCUGCCAUUGUUUAAUGAUGUGUCCAGCAAGCUCCAGGUGCUCUCCAUCACUCUCUUUAAAGACCUGCUGGAGCUUGUAAGGGGGCCCAACCGGAGGCAGAUGAAGGAGCAUGUGCUCCAGAGCCUGAUCCCACUGCUCCUCCUUGUGCAUGAUGAGCGUCCCAACGUAUCCCAGACCUCAAAGGCUUGCAGCAGGACAGCAAGUCCACAGUCUGAUGCCUGGCUUCUCAGACCAUCUUCAUCCUGGAGGCCUUCAAGAUCCAGCCUCCAGCCUGCUGCAGCCUAUGGACAUUUGUCCAUAGGAUGACCACA